Messenger RNA from Monascus purpureus, 2505 nucleotides. Lineage: Eukaryota; Fungi; Ascomycota; Eurotiomycetes; Eurotiales; Aspergillaceae. The record is from the annotation of a GenBank genome assembly.
AUGACAACGACUGUCCGCCCGCCAACGCCGAUGCAUGAAGCGUACAGAGCCAUAUCCCCCCCAAAUGAUACGUCCCAGCUGGGAAGAAGCCACAGUACCACAAGAUCUACAUCUAGACCAAAUUCGUAUAUAGCCAGCAGCACCGAUGGAUACAAUGUCGCACAUGGCGGCCUUGUGGGACCCCCUCAAAGUGCCUACCCCACGCGGUUCCACGAAGAACUAGAUACCGCUAGCCAGCAUGGCUCUGUGGUUGCAGGCCCAUCAAAGGCAGGUGUGCAGCGCUCUGAUUCCCAGGUCUCGGCAUACUCGCGUACCGGUAUCUCGAGAAAGGAGUCCUCCCUCGGCAGGAAAUCCAGCUUGCGACGGAGCGCAAGCAGGCGAAGUCUCCGUGCGGGCAGCGUGAGAAGCCUCCAUUUGGGUGACAGAGAGAAGUACGUUGCGGACAAUUUCAAUAGCGCCUUCUACGUACCCAUUCCUACACAUGGCAACCCAACGGAAGUCUUGGCGGAGAGAUUUCAAGCCUGGCGCAAGAUUUUGAAGGACCUCAUUAUCUUCUUCAAGGACCUCCAGAAGUCAUAUGAGACACGAUCUAAAUUAUUAUUAUCCGCCUCGAAUAUCAUCAAUAACACGGCAAUUCCCCCAACUUUCCUACAAAACGGAGGAAUCGCGGAUGCUACUGAAAUUCUACGUGAAUUUCAUCGCCAAGGACUCGCUGAAGCUAACAAAGCCAAGGAUGUGGAAAGUGAAGUGGUUGCGCAGUUGACCGGUCUCCGGAGUGACCUACAUAAGAAGACGAAAGAGAUCAAGAGCCUGGCAGGAGACUUCAAGAACUCAGUGGACAAGGAAAUCGAAGGCACCCGCAAGACAGUCCGAAACCUCCAGGAAGCUCUUGGUCUCAUUGAUCUUGAUCAUUCGGCUGCAUCGGGGAAAGGAGACCCCUUUAUAAUCCGAUUGGCGGUUGACAGACAGGUUGAAAAGCAAAUAGAGGAAGAAAAUUAUUUGCACCGAGCCUUCUUGAACUUGGAAAGCUCUGGGCGUGAACUCGAGGCAAUCGUUGUCGGUGAGAUCCAAAAGGCCUACGACGCGUAUGCCAACAUUCUCAAGAGAGAAGCCGAUGUAGCAUACGACACUGUAGAGAAGCUCCGUGCUGGGCCCCUAUCAAUGCCCAAAGAUCACGAAUGGAACUCGUUUCUCGCUGAAACUGACGAGCUGGUCGACCCCGCGAUCCCUCUUCGAGAUUUUGAGAACAUCACCUAUCCGGGGAAGGAUCACCCUGCCACUGUAGAGGUUCGAUCUGGAAUGCUAGAACGCAAGAGCAAGUACUUAAAGAGCUAUACCCCUGGGUGGUACGUCCUUUCGCCAACCCAUCUGCAUGAAUUCAAGUCGACGGAUCGGGCGGAUUGGCAGGCACCUGUUAUGUCACUAUAUCUGCCAGACCAAAAAUUAGGGUCUCACUCGCAGCCAGACUCGACCUCUCAUAAGUUUAUGCUCAAAGGUCGACAGACGGGGACCAUGCAUCGCGGCCACUCCUGGGUCUUCCGUGCGGAGUCUCAUGAGACAAUGAUGGCAUGGUACGAAGACAUUGAGAACCUGAUGGCAAGAAGUGGUGAAACACGAAACGCCUUUGUCAGACGGCAUUUCAGAAGCGCCAGCGGAACGAGCGCCAAGUCAACCGCUAGCAAUGAUCCGGUUAUGGAAGAAGACGAAGCUGAUAGGACGCCAUACUCGGCCAACACGGCCAUACUCCCCCAUGAUCCGCCAGCAGCCGAAGGGCGCCCCCAACCAGGUGGUCGGUUCCCCAGCGACAUACAGGUUGACCGACACCUCAAUCAGACAUUAUUGCCGUCUAGCGGAGAAAGUUCUGCAGAUAGAGAUUUGGCGGCAGUAGUGGAUCCGCUGCUUGAUCGCCAUCUCCAUACUGCGUCCGAUCGAACUGACAUUGAGGGCCAAACUGGUAGGAGUCCUUCCAGGAGGCCGGACAGUUACUACGACGAUUCAAUCGGUGAAACGGCAAUCUAUUCUCGGCAGCAGCAACAGGACGCCACGUCAACGACCCAACCUGACGCUCACGAGGGCAGUCAUGCGGAGGGAAGUAUUCCCUCGAACCCUCCUAGCAUCAUUGCUCAGACUUCUGAGCAUCAUCCCAGCCAGUUGGUUGCUUCCCGGGCGACCAGACGAGGAAGCGCGUCAACUGUGCCUACGACAAAUAACACCGAGAACACUAACCAUACCAUGCCGACAUCUGUUGAUGAGGACCACGAGCUUAUGGCCGCUCCUGUCAGUCUUAAGAGGACUGGUAGCCAGCAGACUGCAAGCUCUGGAAGAGGGCAGACUCCGUUCACUGGUGAAGAUCACCCUGUAACGCCCGCUGGACGAGCGCAGAAAGACGGGGAAACGUCUCUAGCGGACGAGGAGUCGCAGCCCUCCAUGGCGGCCCGCAAGGAUACGCCUUCUACGCUCGAACUACGGAUCCCUGGGCACUAUCCGCCUAACGUUCCGGCAUGA